AUGGACGAAGCAGUACCAAGCUUCGAAGGCCUUUUGCCACCCAACCUAGAGUCAGUCAUUGCAGGUUGGAUCCAUGAUGACAUGCCAAGCUUCGAUGUAGGGGGGCUUGUUGUUGGAUCUGACACAAAGGAAGCGAAGCUUCUCAUGAAAUCCUCAGGUGUUUUUGCAGGCAAACCGUUUUUCACAAAAGUUUUUCAGAUGCUGGACUGCAAGGUUGAGUGGGAAGAAAUCGCAGUCGAGGGCAACAACAUCGAAAUCAGUGAAAAAGUUGUUUUCGCAACUGUCACGGGACCUGUGAACAAGAUUCUUCAAGGGGAACGGACUGCUUUGAACACAUUGAGCCGUUGCUCUGGAGUUGCAACUCUUUCUCGAGAAGCCGCAGAUAUAGCGAAAAAUCUUGGUUGGAAUGGCUGGGUUGCUGGUACCCGAAAAACAACACCUGGGUUUCGAAUUGUUGAAAAGUACGGCCUUCUUGUGGGUGGUGCAGCCACUCACCGACUGGAUUUAAGUCAGAUGGUCAUGUUGAAAGACAACCACAUUUGGGCCUCAGGAUCAAUAGAAAAAGCGGUCAAGCUUGCGAGGAAGGCUGCUGGUUUUUCACAGAAAAUCGAAGUGGAGUGUCAGUCACUAGAAGAGGCUCUUGAAGCUGCCAAAGCCGGGGCUGAUAUUGUCAUGCUUGAUAACUUUACACCAGAGAAUCUGCGAAAAGAUGCCAAGACAUUCAAGGAGCAAUAUCCACAUGUCAUCGUCGAGGCUAGUGGUGGGAUUACGACUGAAAGCAUGCCCGGAUUUCUUUGCCCUGAUAUCGAUGUCGUCUCGCAAGGAAAAUUGACUCAGGGAUACUCUUGUGUGGAUUUUAGCUUAAAGAUUGUCCAUUAG
Cylindrotheca closterium is the source of this 879-nucleotide messenger RNA. The record is from the annotation of a GenBank genome assembly. Lineage: Eukaryota; Bacillariophyta; Bacillariophyceae; Bacillariales; Bacillariaceae.